AUGUCAUUUGCUGCAUCAAAAUUAGGUCUUGUCAAAGGCAAUAUAAAUCCAGCGUACGUAGGACGUAAACUUGAAUAUUGUAUAAACAAAGUAGGUUGUAAAGCUAUUCUUCUACCAUCAUCAGUUAAAAGUAUUGAUUCAUUAUCAAUAUUUCGCCACCUCGUACCUGAACUUGAUCAACAAUCCUCAACAAAAGAAUUAUCAUUAAAACGAUUACCAACAUCAAAACAUAUUAUUCUUACUGGUAAACAACAAUCGUCAAAAUCCUUGCCAAUACAUUCCUAUAGAAACCUAUUGGAACAUGGUGCUAAAAUUUCUCAUAAUAAAUUAAAUGAACGACACGCAUCUGUUAUUCCGGAUUCGUUUGCUGCUAUAUUUUUUGCAUCGGGUACAACAGGACAUGCGAAAGCGGCAACAUUAACAAAUUUCGGUAUGAUUAACAUGUCACAACGUUUAACUGAACAUCUUGGACCACAUUUUACUCGUUUUUGUGUACCUAUUCCAAUGUUUCAUAUUUUCUGUGAAGUCGUUGGUGUACUUAAUGUAGCAACAUCCAAAUGUCAAAUGGUUUUUCCAGCUAUAUUACGAUGGAUGCCACGUUUAGAAGUUAAAGUCGUUGAUCGAGGAGGAACUCCAGUAUCAUAUAUUGGUCAACAAGGUGAAAUUUGGGCACGCGGUUUUCCUAUUAUGCUUGGAAGCUAUGGUGAUACGCAGAAAACAAACGAAGCCAUUACACCAUCGGGUUAG
This is a messenger RNA of Rotaria socialis, 747 nucleotides long. NCBI's taxonomy places the organism in Eukaryota, Metazoa, Rotifera, Eurotatoria, Philodinida, Philodinidae. The record is from the annotation of a GenBank genome assembly.